GUUCAGCAGACCAUCAGCAGCGUUUACGCUCGAGAACUAGACAAAGCGGUGACGGUAACAACAACAGUCCUAACAAAGAGAGCAUCCUCAGCGAAGAUAAAAGUUAUAGCAACGCCGUUGAUAAAACUGGUACCAGUAAAGAUUCAUUCGGUUCAAGUGGCAGAACCGAGAUUGGACAUAAUAAUGACGAGGUUAUAGUAAAUCCCAGCAGGUUGAGCUAUAAGACAAUAGAUGAUGAUGACUACUGUCGAUUUUCUGAUAUUUGCCUUCGUGCAGGUGAAGACGGUAAAAAAGGACAUAUCGCCGACAAUAAAACGCACACUAAAGACGCCGCCGGGGUCAGAAUAAGUAUCAACAGCGAGGACAGCCGCCCGGGUCGAAGAAGCAUUCCCGGGCGGUCUGAUGGCGAGGACGAAGAGAACCGGGAGGCGGAGCUAGGAGUGGGCGCGGACGGCCGGACGGACGUGGAGCGCGCCGCCGCGCCCGACGCCGAGCGGCUGCCUCCCGACGGCGCCAGCUGCUCCGCUCCUGACGACCACCGCGUUAAAGAGCGCGCGAGCUACGCCGUGUCGCGAUCUUCGGGCAGCUCCCGCCGCGACAGCGGAGAGCCCUUCCGAGCCGAUGUGGAAGCAGAAGGUGUUCUCCGGCCAGUUCGCAACUACAAAGGAAUUUACUUGCCCUCAAUUACCAACAGUUUUACACACGAAGGCGUAGAACUCUCCUACCAACGAUACUCGAGAAGACAACGGCAGAAGUCGUUAAUCAUGGUUAACGUCGUCGACUUUCUUCUCAAAAUUAGCUUAUCAGUCAUAUAUCUCGUAACACAUUCAAAAACAGAUGCAAACUCAUCGAUCGCGUGGACCGCGGCUUUCUCCCUGCUAAACGUGAGCAUAUGCCUGAUGGGCUGGUGGCGCUGCUUCGCCAACAACUACCUUCACUGGGCCGCCGCUACUACCUGGAUACUACUCGUCGCUCAGGGGCUCAGCGGGACAGGCAUCGGGUUUGAGUCGGCGGAGCACCAGGUGUGGUACAUGCUGUUCAUCGUGUUCGUGCCGUACGCCAUGCUGCCGCUGUCGCUGGGCUGGUGCAUGGUGGUGGGACUGCUGGCGUCCAUGGCGCACCUGCUGGCCGCCGCGCUGCACAUUACCAGCAGCCAGGAACCAGAUUGUACUCAUCCGCAAGAGCAAUGCAAGACGCGAAUCCUGAUAGCCAACACGCUGCUUUACUUAGCAGUGAAUUUUGCCGGCCUCUACGCCAAGUACCUGACGGACUGGGGCCAGCGCAAGGCCUUCGGCGAGACCUACCGCUCCGUGCGCACGCGCCAGCGGACCAAGCGCGAGAACGACCGCCAGUGGAAACUCUUCCAAAGCGUAAUCCCGGACUUCCUGGCCAAGGAGAUCGCCAACCACGUCUCAAGGGAAGGAGAGUUUCAAGACCAGCAGUUUAAUAAUUUGUACAUUCAGCGACACCAAAAUGUUUCGAUACUUUACGCCGAUAUAAAAGGGUUCACUGAAUUAUCAAGCAAAUGCAGUGCAGAAGAACUUGUAAAAUUAUUGAACGCCUUAUUCGCUCGGUUUGAUCGAUUGGCAUCGGAGAAUCAUUGUUUACGAAUUAAGCUUCUGGGAGACUGCUACUUCUGCGUGAGCGGGCUGCCGACCGCGCGGGCCGACCAUGCGCUGUGCUGCGUCAACAUGGGCCUGCACAUGAUCCGCGCCAUCCGCGACGUGCGCUACAACACGCAGGUAGACCUGGACAUGCGCAUCGGCAUCCACAGCGGUACGGUGCUGUGCGGCGUGCUGGGCCAGCUCAAGUGGCAGUUCGACCUGUGGUCGCACGACGUCACCGUCGCUAACCAUAUGGAGAGCGGCGGCCUCCCCGGUCGUGUCCACAUCUCGGAAGCCACGCUGCAAUGUCUAAACGGCGCCUUCGACGUGGAGCCCGGCGAGGGCGAGACCCGCGACCCCUACAUCCGCGAACAUGGGAUUACCACGUACCUCAUCCACGCCUCGGAGCAGCCUAGGCGCUCCCGGCAUCGUUCUAGACCCAGCGUCCCGACGAGCCACCACACCUCCGAGUCCAGUAACCGUCGCCCCAGCAGCAUUUUGGAGGAUGAAACCAUUACAGAUUGGACUCCAGAAAUACCCUUUCAGAACUACUACUCGGUGAGUGACGACGACGAGGCGCAGGCGGCGUUGGACUUGCCCCCUGGUCUGGAGCACGGCUUCGAUUCGGACGACGUGACACCGCUGGCCGAUGAAGAGGACAUGAUCAACCAUUCGAUCGAGGUGGGCACGAACCGCCGCAUGCGCAUGGACAACAUGCGGCUGUGGUCGCUGCGCUUCCGGCGGCUGUCGCUCGAGCACGAGUUCGCGCGCCUCGACGAGCUCACCUUCAAGUCCAACGUCUGCUGCUGCUUCCUGCUGUGGCUCUUCAUCUUCGCCGUGCAAACCACCAUGCACUACAAUUGUUGGAAGCUGAUGGCGGCGCUGGGCGUGGUGACGGUGGUGCUGGCGCUGGCGCUGCUGGCCGCGAUGGGCGAAGAGCUGCCGCGCGCGCCGCGGCUGGGCGCGCUGGCGCGCUGGCUCGGCGCCACCCGCCGCCGCCGCAACCUGCACAUAUGUACCUUCGUCACUGUCAUGUCCAUAUCUAGCACUAUCAAGCUAUUUAUUUGUGACCUAUCAACAUGCGACGAAACCAUGCCCGAAGUGGAGAAAGAUACUAAUGAGUGUUAUAGUCCAGAGUAUGUAGUAUUUACAUGGAUCUUGUGCCUCAUCGCCUUAACAUCUAUCCUGAAGCUAUACUAUUUGAUCAAGAUUUUGUUGGCUACGAUUAGCGUAGUCAUAUACGCCAUUUUGUUGGUGAAGUUUUACAAAGACAAAUCAGGCCCAUCUGCCCAAAUGGAAUUCUACAAACGAAUGUUGAUCCUCAUGAUGGUAUUCCUGGCGAUCGUGGUGAACCACGCGCGGCUCGUGGAGGUGACGUCGCGCCUCGACUUCCUGUGGAAGCUGCAGGCCGAGACCAACCUCGAGCAGAUGCGGGACAACCAGCGCACCAACAGAUACCUGCUCAAACACAUCCUGCCCGACCACGUCGUCAACCAUUUCUUGAGCAAGGAACGCCGUCCCGAUGAGCUGUACUCGCAGUGGCGGCACGAGGUGGGCGUGAUGUUCGCGGGCAUCCCCAACUUCCACGAGUUCUACUCCGAACAGAAGGCCGUGGACUGCAUGCGCUUGCUCAAUGAGAUCAUCUUUGACUUCGAUAACUUGCUAAGGGAGCCACGUUUCAAGAGCAUUGAAAAGAUCAAGACUAUAGGCGCAACAUACAUGGCUGCGUCAGGACUCGACCCCAACGACAAGACGAGCGACGAGGACUGCGAGCACCUGUGCGCGCUGGUGGACUACGCGUUCGCUCUGCGCGUGGCGCUGGAGGAUAUCAACAAACACAGCUUCAACAAAUUUCGGCUCAGAGUUGGGAUAAGCUGCGGGCCGCUGGUGGGCGGCGUGAUCGGCGCGCGCAAGCCAGUCUACGACAUCUGGGGCAACACCGUCAACGAGGCCUCGCGCAUGGAGAGCACGGGCGCUAUGGACCGGAUACAAGUCACCAAGUACACCAAAGAGUUGCUGCGACGGUGUGGUUACGAGCUGGAGGCGCGCGGCGAGGUGGAGGUUAAGGGAAAGGGCCGCAUGGAGACGUGGUGGGUGGUGCGGCAGCGCGGCGCGGCAGACGCGGGCGCCGAGGCCGCGCCGGCGCCGCCGCGCUCGCUCGUGGCUCUCGUCUACACCAUGUUGCAGGCCCGCAAGCGCAUCUACACACACCCUCUCGACGCUACUGCUAUGCCGAUCCGCAGCGGCAGCAUGCACGACAAGCCGACGCGGUGCAGCACCGCGCCCAGCGGCACGCACCGCCACUCGCGCCCCGCCCGCCGGCUGCCGUCACGUAUGGCUCACGAAAGUUCACGUCCGCCGUCGAAGAGCAUGGUAGUGAGGCGGCCCGACAUGGCUCCCCCGGUAGUGAGCAGCGUCUCGGCGCCGCACACCCCGGUGGCGCUCCACUCGUCGGCCUUCCCGGGCCCGCCGCCCAAACCCGGCAUCGGAGCCCGCCUGAAGGCGGCGAGCUUCUCCUACCGCGCCCGACCGCUGCGGGACAGAUCUCCUAAAAUACAAGAGCUGGAUGAAGCAAGCGCUAACCCCGCUAAUGGGACCCCGAAACUAUAUAAAAAUGGAACUUUCAGACUUCGGUCUGACACAACUAGAAUGUAAAUAAGCAUAAAUU
Molecule: messenger RNA, 4272 nt
Organism: Cydia amplana
Lineage: Eukaryota; Metazoa; Arthropoda; Insecta; Lepidoptera; Tortricidae
Product: adenylyl cyclase 78C-like
Exons: 26
Coding region: 765-4259 (1164 amino acids)
Biological process (GO): cAMP biosynthetic process; intracellular signal transduction; adenylate cyclase-activating G protein-coupled receptor signaling pathway
Cellular component (GO): plasma membrane
Molecular function (GO): adenylate cyclase activity
Source: RefSeq, a predicted model, not a curated record